AUGGACUACAGCAUGGAUCAAACUCCCUAUUUAAGUUUGUUUGCGGCCGUGUCUUAUGGAGUUGCCUCAAUGGGUAUGGUCUUUAUCAACAAAGCUGUGCUUAUGCAGUAUGCCUACUCUAUGACUCUUCUUACUCUUCAGCAAUUGAUGACGACAGUGCUUAUACGAUUUGGUAGAACAAUGGGAUACACGAAAGCUAGGGGAUUUAAUGUGGAGACUGCAAAGAGGCUCUUGUUAGUCUCAUUAUUCUAUAAUGCUAAUGUGGCUUUUGCUUUAGCAAGCCUGAAAGGAGUCAAUAUUCCAAUGUACAUAGCCAUCAAGAGGCUUACGCCACUUGCUGUGCUUGUAGCCGGAUUCUUUUAUGGGAAGGGGAAGCCCACAACUCAGGUUACUCUAUCUGUGCUUCUUACGGCUGCUGGAGUUCUUAUAGCCGCACUGGGAGAUUUUUCCUUUGAUCUUUUUGGCUACGGCAUGGCCUUUACUUCUGUCUUUUUCCAGACCAUGUACCUUGUAUUGGUCGAGAAAUCGGGAGCUGAGGAUGGGCUUUCGUCAAUCGAGAUCAUGUUUUACAACAGCAUUUUAUCACUACCCUUUCUUUUCAUACUCAUUAUAGUCACCGGCGAGUUUCCGAAUUCUAUGUCGAUUUUGUUCGCAAAGAGCACAUUGUUACCAUUUUUGCUUCUUCUUAUUCUGUCAUUGGUGAUGGGUAUAGUACUGAACUACACGAUGUUUUUGUGCACGAUUGUCAACUCAGCUUUGACUACAACAAUAGUCGGGGUCCUCAAGGGAGUUGGAUCUACCCCCACAAAAGAAAACAAAUUAGAGAAUGCUAAAUUGGGCCAGUCCAAUUGCAGCGUCACUUCUAAAACUGUUUGA
Messenger RNA from Striga hermonthica, 876 nucleotides. NCBI's taxonomy places the organism in Eukaryota, Viridiplantae, Streptophyta, Magnoliopsida, Lamiales, Orobanchaceae. The record is from the annotation of a GenBank genome assembly.